Solanum verrucosum is the source of this 900-nucleotide messenger RNA. RefSeq names its product RING-H2 finger protein ATL54-like. NCBI's taxonomy places the organism in Eukaryota, Viridiplantae, Streptophyta, Magnoliopsida, Solanales, Solanaceae. Bases 1 to 900 code for a protein of 299 amino acids. The record is from RefSeq and is a predicted model, not a curated record. The transcript has a single exon.
AUGGAAGUGGCAUCAGUGUUACUUCCAUCUCUCGAAGGCCUAACCCAAACUGAAGUCAGAUCAAUGAUUUAUACUCAUAUACUUCGAUUCACCCGGUCUAUUCCACCAUCGGAAGAUGAACGUAAUAUCGUGGCAGUGGUGGACGCAACAAACAACUCAAUCUCUUUCCUCGAAGAUCAUCCUAUCAAUGCUGAACCUAUUUUGGAAGGGCAAUUACCUGCAUCAAUCGCUUCCAUUAAAGCAAUACCGAUGGUUAAGGUUUUAGGUGAAGGGAUUAAUUGCUCUAUUUGUUUGUCCAAUUUUGAAAUUGGCGAGGAAGCUAAGGAGAUGCACUGUAAACAUCAUUUUCAUUCGAUUUGUAUUGACAAGUGGUUGGGGAUCAAUGGAUCGUGUCCGAUUUGUAGGUAUAAGAUGCCAGUGGACGAACAAUGUGAGGAGAAAGAUGAAGAUGAAAUAGGUGAUGAUGGUGGCAGUGAUAUGGAGGAAGAUAGAGUGAUGUUUAUUUUUAAUGUUUCCAUUAUAGCAGAAACUACACAUCUAGAAGUAUCGAUAACAGAAAUGAAUAGACUUUCCGAUGAUAGGUUGAUAGAAGUUGGAGUGCAUAGACAUUCCGAUGUAUUCGAAGCUGGAGAUGGCGAUGGGUCUGAAACUGGAAAUGGUGAUGUAUCUGAAGUUUCUGGAAAUGGCGAUGUAUCCGAAGCUAGAAAUAGUGAUGUAUUCGAAGCUAGAAAUGGCGAUGAAUUCGAAGCUAGAGAUGACGAUGUAUCUGAAGCUAGAGAUGGUGAUGAAUCCGAAGCCAGAGAUGACGAUGUAUCAGAAACUAGAGAUGGCGAUGUAUCCGAAGAUAGAGAUGGAGGAGAUGGCAAUAAAGCUCAAGAUAUGGUCAUUGAUAACAAUUAA